Messenger RNA from Gamsiella multidivaricata, 918 nucleotides. RefSeq lists its product as uncharacterized. The record is from RefSeq and is a predicted model, not a curated record. Bases 1 to 918 code for a protein of 305 amino acids. The transcript has a single exon. Lineage: Eukaryota; Fungi; Mortierellomycota; Mortierellomycetes; Mortierellales; Mortierellaceae.
AUGCGAGUUCUCAUUACGGCCCUUGUCGCGUCGAUUCUGGCCAACUGCACCUCCGCUGAUACAUCGUCACAACAAAUCCGUAUCAUUAAACCCGACAGUUCAACGACAUGGAUUAGAGGGACCGUGGUUUCUGUAAUAUGGACUACCAUGGCUCCCAUGAAUGUCAUCAAUAGCCCUGACAGUGUAUUUCCAGUGCAUCUGCUCGCUAACAAAGGAACCGAUAGGCUGCAGGUGGUCGCGUAUCUCGGCAUUGCUGCACUUCACGCGAAUUCGAUCACUAUAGAGGUGCCUGUUAGCUGUAGAGUGGGCUUUUACUACAUUCGAAUCGGCGACAGCUUCUCCAGCAUGUUCAUGGUCGGAGAUUCGUUGGUCAAACCGAUUACAGAAAUCGUCAAUCGCGGAGUCAUUACUAUCUCUUCAGCAUCCACCAUUGAAACGUCCCACUCUGCAACAAAAGCCUCACAGAUCGCUCCUCUUGUUAUCUCGCACACCAGUACCACACCCGCUACUGAGAUGACCACUACCGCCACCGCCAGCCCGAACACAACGAUACAUCAGGCAUCUGUUGCUAUAGUAACAGUUCACUCCUCGAAGUUCACCUCCGCUGCCUUAGUUCAUGCCAAGAAGACGUCCAUCAAGGUGAACCCUGCAAGCAACAUUCGUCGCCAGACAAAUGCAACAGUUACUGCACUCACCACGAUCAUGGUCAACAUACCAACAUCAACAGCAAUAAGCGCCAUUCCAACUACGUCUGCCGAUGAAGCAACCGCUUCCAGUCUGCCUUCAGCAUUCGUCAACACCAAGCCCAUUGAUGCUGGGCUACGUAUAGUCACUGCAGAGGCUACUCUAUUGGCUUACGACAGUAAUGCUGCGACUGCUGCUGCUGCUGUGUUGUUGACGGCGGCGCUCAUGUUUUAG